AUGAAUGUAGAAGCACCACAUUAUUUUCGUAAUAGGGUUGUUUAUGGGUCAAUCUAUAUAUCUGAUCGUUAUCAAUUAUCAUAUCGAAAUCAAUCGAGUAAGUCCAUGUUGCUUUCUUUCAUUAAUUUCAAGGAAAUAUUGCUUGGAUUUACAGAGAAAUGCGGGAUAAGCUAGCUCAUGCUUCUCGAUUCAUGGCAUCCUCUCAUUUGCGAACAUAAAGUCGAAUUCAUAUCUAAUAGAUAUAGAUCAAGUAUCUGAUGCAAAACAUCAUAUUAAAUAAAUUGAUGAAAGUUUGCUGUUUUCAAUUUUCUUUCUUCAUAUUUCUUCGGAUUUUUACUCAGGUAGAUAGGAUUCGUUGUGAUUUCACCCCUUUAUAAGUUAAAAGACAGCUCUUCUCCGAUACCAGUGACUUGUCUUUUCUGAUGAGACUACGUUAGAGCAUGAAUUCUUUCUAUACUAUCUAUUUCUUUUCUAGUUCAUGUUUCUGGGUUCAUGAACGGUUGAUAACUACAGAAAAAGAAAGUUAAUAAAUACCAUUUGUAAUAAAUUGAGAGCAUGCAACGCGAUCCAUAGAAUUUAUCCUUAUUAACAUUCAUUAUGAAAUCGGGGGGGGGGGGUGCAAAAUGUCUGGCUACCCGAAUAAUCUCUGGAGCAACACCUUAAGUGUGUGCUUGUGUGACUGUUUCUUCUUUUUCGACACCCAUUGAUACCCAUACCCACAUCCACAUCCACACCCACCCUUUACUGAAAAGAUCCUUUGUUUAACGGAAAAAUUAGGGAUGUAACAGUACCGGUACAAUAAUAUAAAAUCCGGUUAAUACCAAUGUCAUUCAAUUCUGACAAUUCACUGCUGUAUUGGCGCUGAAACAUUCCCCAUUUUAAGGUUCCGAAGAAUUCUUAAAGAUUUCUAAAGAUUUCUAGAGAUUUCUAAAAAUUUCUAGAGAUUCCUAAGGAUUUCUAGAGAUUCCUAAAGAUUUCUAAAGAUUUCUAAAGAUUUCCAAAGAUUUCUAAAGAUUUCCAAAGAUUUCUAAAGAUUUCUAAAGAUUUUCAAAGAUUUUCAGAGAUUUCCAAAGAUUUUCAAAGAUUUCCAAAGAUUUUCAAAGAUUUCCAAAGAUUUCAAGGGUUAAAAUCUGCUUUUUCCCCCUUGCACACCCCCCCCCCC
This is a messenger RNA of Rotaria sordida, 1162 nucleotides long. NCBI's taxonomy places the organism in Eukaryota, Metazoa, Rotifera, Eurotatoria, Philodinida, Philodinidae. The record is from the annotation of a GenBank genome assembly.